Messenger RNA from Uloborus diversus, 1488 nucleotides. RefSeq lists its product as uncharacterized. Gene Ontology annotation, biological process: glutathione metabolic process. The coding region runs from base 26 to 1384 and encodes 452 amino acids. Lineage: Eukaryota; Metazoa; Arthropoda; Arachnida; Araneae; Uloboridae. The transcript has 10 exons. The record is from RefSeq and is a predicted model, not a curated record. Gene Ontology annotation, molecular function: glutathione transferase activity.
CUAAGUUGUACGAACCAACAGCACCAUGCCUGCGGCUACUAUUAUUAUGUACGAUUUUCCUUUGAGUCCAGCUUGCAGAUGUGUGAAAAUGUUAGCCUACGAGUUGAACAUCGAGUUGGAAUUGAAAAAUGUAGAUUUGUUGAAACGGGAACAGUUCAAGCCAGAAUUUUUGAAGAUUAACUGCCAGCACAGGGUGCCAGUGAUUAACGACAAUGGGUUUUACUUAUCAGAAAGCCGUGCUAUCAUGAUGUAUUUAAUUAGAAAGUAUGCUCCUGAGUCACCACUGUACCCCACGGAUCUCAAGGAACGAGCCAUCGUGGAUCAGACUCUGAACUAUGACCUUGGAACACUAUUCAGAUCCAUUGCGGAUUUUCUGUUCCCGCAGAUAUUUUUUUGUCAACCAAGCAAUCCAAAGAAAGAAGGAAAAUUCAUGGAAGCUGUGUCUUUUCUAGAGGAAUAUCUGAAAUCUACAUCCUACUCUGCCGCCGAUUACUUGACGAUUGCAGAUUACACCAUCUAUGCAAAUCUUAGUAUGAUGGAGCUAAUCAAUUUCGACUUUUCUCCUUAUCCGAGAGUUGUUGCUUACAUGAAUAAAAUGAAAUCGGAGAUUCCAUUGGACGAAGAAAUUAACAGAAAGGCGAUUGCAGAUUUUGCAGAGAUCAUGAAAUCGAAAAUUUUGAAAGAUUAUUUGUUCUUCAGUUUGCCCUCCGUCGCCAUGCCGAUCACUUUGUACGAUUUCCCUCUUAGUCCGGCCUGUCGAAGUGUCAAGAUGCUGGCUUACGAGUUGAACAUCGAGUUGAAGUUGGUGAAUGUAGAUUUGGUCAAAAACGAACAGCAUAAGCCGGAGUUUCUGAAGCUUAAUGUUCAGCAUUCGGUUCCAGUAAUUGACGACAAUGGAUUUAUACUAUCGGAAAGCCGUGCGAUUCUGCAGUAUUUGGUGGACAAGUAUGCUCCAGACUCUCCCCUCUACCCUAAAGAUCUGAAGGAAAGAGCCCGUAUUGAUCGGAUGCUGAAUUUCGACGAAGGUGAUAUGUUUAGAGCAAUAGCAGAUUUUAUGUUUGGACCAACCUUUCUUGGUAAACCAACUGUUCCUAAAAAGGAAAAAAAGCUUCACGAAGUUUUGGGUUUUUUGGAAGAAUUCUUGAAAACUACAUCAUAUGUUGCAACAGAUUAUUUAACCAUUGCAGAUUAUGCUGUUUAUGCAGAUUUGAAUAUGAUGGCGCUUCAUGAUGUUGAUAUAUCUAACUACCCAAAGAUCUUGGCUUAUAUGGAGAAGAUGAAGUCUCAUGUUCCUCUGGAUGAAGAGAUUAACCAGAAAGCCAUUGCGAAUAUGAAGCUAAUCAUCGAAGACAUAAGAGCAGGAAAAAUACAUAAAAAGGAGUAGUUUCAGAAGAAAUUUAUACAUGUAGUUAUUUGUAGCUCUCUUGUAAAAAUACUACAAAUUCAAGUUCCAUUAAUGAUUUUCAGAUGUAGUACUGAGCAGUAUCU